This is a messenger RNA of Puma concolor (puma), 363 nucleotides long. The record is from RefSeq and is a predicted model, not a curated record. NCBI's taxonomy places the organism in Eukaryota, Metazoa, Chordata, Mammalia, Carnivora, Felidae.
AUGGAACCCCAGAAGCUGGUGAAUGUAGGAUUUCUGCUGUGUUCCGUGAACUGCCUCUUGUUAGAGACUCUAGCUUCCCCCGCGUCACCUUUAUCUGCCUCUGAAACACAAGACGCAGCAGGAUGGAAACCACGGUCAAGGGGUGUGCUUGCCGUGAGGAUGAAUCUUCCCAUCACCUCCGGAAGACGUAAGAUUCAUGUCUCAGAAAAUCACAGGUCCUGGCUGAGCAACUUCAGGAAUUACUUGCAGGAUCACAUCAAGAACUCCACACCUUCAGCAGCCGUUUUUGCUUUUCUGAUCACCGCAACCAUGAUGGGGAUCCUCUGUUGCCUCACUAUUCUUGUAGGUGAACCAGUCCAAUGA